CACGUCGGCGAUUACGCAUAUUCCUGGAUCAUUUUGAUUUCGGAAUUUUCCCGCUCAUCCCAGCGCUAUAUAAAGGACCCUUCCGCUGAAGAACGUCGCAAAGAGAAUGGCGUCUUAUAGGGUUUCCUGGGUUGCGCUUGUGCUGCUCUUCUCCUUCGCUUGGCGCUGCAUUGGGAGCGCUAACGAUUGCGCCGGGAGCUGCAACACUUCGGUCGAUUUGUGCCAGACGCGCACCGACACUUCCGACGAGAGCGAUGGCGCUGGUAAGUCGCGCGAUGGCAAGAAAUAUCUCGUAAUCUUUCGUCCAGGAGGUGUAGAUCAUGCGUCUUCUCGUGUGAAUCUGGCGGAAGCAAAUCGAGCUGCCGAUUCUCCUCUAGCCUCUUCUGGAUCAAGUGAUGCGCAUGCGUCGUCUUCUGGACCUAGCUCCAGCUCCGAUGGAGGUAUGAUGAUCGAUUUCUCGCUUAUGCUUUUUACGGUGGAAGGAAAUCAAGGAGCCGAGUCCGUGGAUUCACCAGCUUCUAGCGAGGUUGCAAGAGCUACCAUCGAUGGAGAAACUAUCGUUCCUGUCGAGUCUAAGCCAUGCAAUGAUGUAAACACAGUGGAAGACUCUGGUGCGUCCAGAACUAUCGAUCCACCCGAGACUACUGCGAGCAAUGUGGAAGACUCUGGUGCGUCCAGAACUAUCAAUCCAGCCGAGACUACUGCGAGCAAUGAUGUAAACACAGUGGAAGACUCUGGUGCGUCCAGAACUAUCGAUCCACCCGAGACUACUGCGAACAAUGAUGUAAACUUAGUGGAAGACUCUGGUGCGUCCAGAACUAUCGAUCCACCCGAGACUACUGCGAACAAUGAUAUAAACAGGGUGGAAGAGUCAUCUUUGUCCGAACAAGCACGCCAAGGAACUAUCGAUCCUGCCGAGACUACAUCGAGCAAUGAUAUAAACAACGGGGAAGACUCUGGUGCGUCCCAAGACACAGAGGCUACAGAUGCAGGCACGCGACUUGUCAUACAAGAUGUAGUGGACGUGAUCAGACGCAUCUGGUUUCGGAGAAACGAUGACGGAGAACUCUGCUGCCUUGACUCGCCUCAGGACGUCCUAGAGUUCCUAGAGUUCCUGCAAAGCCUCACCCCUCAAAACCUGCGAGAGUAGAGUAUUCUGUAUAUGGAGAUUUUCUAAAAGUAAAAGCUCUGUCUACAGUGUGGCGCUGGUGCUGCAUUUCGGCUCCCAGAUAACUUUUGGCCUUCUGCAAUGCUUUGUGUGUCCUGUGAUUGAUCCUGUGUGUAUGUAUGGCUAUAAUGCCAUAUAUUAAUAUUAAUGUAGAUUGAUCAA
Messenger RNA from Selaginella moellendorffii, 1330 nucleotides. Its product is annotated as dentin sialophosphoprotein. The coding region runs from base 107 to 1150 and encodes 347 amino acids. Lineage: Eukaryota; Viridiplantae; Streptophyta; Lycopodiopsida; Selaginellales; Selaginellaceae. The record is from RefSeq and is a predicted model, not a curated record. The transcript has 14 exons.